Molecule: messenger RNA, 3757 nt
Organism: Dromaius novaehollandiae (emu)
Lineage: Eukaryota; Metazoa; Chordata; Aves; Casuariiformes; Dromaiidae
Gene: KIF12
Product: kinesin family member 12
Exons: 16
Coding region: 87-2612 (841 amino acids)
Biological process (GO): mitotic spindle organization; spindle elongation; microtubule-based movement
Cellular component (GO): microtubule associated complex
Molecular function (GO): ATP binding; microtubule binding; microtubule motor activity
Source: RefSeq, a predicted model, not a curated record
CCCGGGCUGGCUGGCGGUGCUUCCUGCCAGGGCCGGCCGGCCGCCACCGGCGCCCCGAACGCGCGGCCGAGGGGCGCUGGGGGCCGAUGGAGCCGGAGGGGGAGCGGGGACGGGAGCCUCAGCUGGCUGCGAGGACCAAAACGCUGCCCCGGGCCCUGCAGAAACCGAGCCCAGGAGAGGAGCAAGAAGGCCCCGUGGCAGGGAGAGACACGCGCCUGAGAGUGGUGGUGAGGGUCCGGCCACUGACCUGCACAGAGACGCGCCGAGGGGACCGGCGGGUUGUGCGCAGCCUCGGCGACAGCACCGUCCACGUGAGCGCGGCCAGGCACGAUGCCACCUUCGGCUUCAGCGCCGUGUUCGACUCCGGUGCCUCCCAGGAAGCCGUGUUCGAAGGCAGCGGGAUGAGACAACUCCUGGAGCUGGCGAUAGACGGCUUCGCCUGCACCGUCUUUGCCUUCGGACAGACUGGCUCGGGGAAGACCUACACCCUCAUGGGGCCUCUCGCGCAGAGUGAGGCCCAGCCGGCAGCUCCCUGUCUCCUGGGGUUGAUGCAAAGGUCCUUUGCGCAUCUCCUGGAGCAGAGCCGGGGCGCUGGCCUGGCUCUCAGUGCCUCCUACGUGGAGAUCUACAACGAGCAGGUCAGGGACCUGCUGAGCCCGGGGCCGCCUUGCACCCUGCCCCUGCGGUGGAGCAAAUCCAGGGGCUUCUACGUAGAGAACCAGCUCAGCGUGGACUUCGAGAGCCUGGAGGCCAUCGCCAACCUGCUCCUGGAAGGUUCCCGGAGGCGCCGGAGCUCUGCGCACGCCCUCAACAGGCACUCGAGCCGCAGCCACGCUCUUUUGACCGUCCACGUCUGCAGCCGGGCUGUGAGCGCGCAUCCCGCUCCAGGCCCCAGCACCCGCCCCAGCAAGCAGGGCACACUGUGCUUCGUGGACCUGGCCGGCAGCGAGCGGGUGAAGGACACGGGCUCCGCCGGGGAGCUCUCCGUGGAGGCCAACAACAUCAACCGCAGCCUGCUGGCCCUAGGACACUGCAUCUCUUUGUUGGCCAAACCGCGAGGGAAGUGGACGCACAUCCCCUACCGGGACAGCAAGCUCACCCGGCUGCUGGCCCGCUCCCUGGGCGGCACGGGGGUCACGCUGAUGGUCGCCUGCAUCUCCCCGUCCUCGCGCUGCCUCUCGGAGACGCUGAGCACGCUGCACUACGCCAGCCGGGCCCGGAGGGUCACCACCAGGCCCGUGGCUAACAGGGUGUCCCGGGAGAAGCUGCUGCAAACCUUGGAGGAAGAAAUCCAAGCGCUCCAGCUGGAAAACCUCUCCCUGCGCCAGCAGCUGGGUUUGCCCAGGCUGCCGGCAAGGGGCACAGAGGCCACCCCAGGGCUGCCCGUGAGGGCAGGGGCCGGGCCGGGCUGGGGAGGCAGGUCCAGCCGGGCAGGGCCACGUCAGUCCCCCCUUGCAGGGCAGCACUCUGCUGCGGUGGGUGAGGGCAGCGUGGCCAGGGCCCUGCAGAGAGCCCCAGCCUGGCCCAGCCUCUACGGCCUCCUGCGGGACUUCGUGGUGGAGAACGAACAGCUCAGGCACGGCGGGUCCCCAGCCCUCCCCGGCACAUGCAGGAGCCACAAGCUUAGAGCUGAGACUCAAGGAUCUGGUGGGGCAGCUCUGGGGGGCAGCUGGAGCCCCCCGGCCGUGCAGGACCCUGUGUCAGAGGACCUCUCCAAGGGAUGGGGAUGCCUGUGCCAGGGAGGCUCUGGCAGCGCGUGCAAGGGGCAGGAGGGCUCUUGCCAGGGUGUGCCUGGCCCCAUGCCAUGUGCUGCCCACGCCCAGAGCAGGAAUCCCACAGGGAACACUGGCACCUUGAUCCCAGGGGCUGGGCAGGGCUUGGAGGGCUGCCAGCGGCUGCCUGCCUCCUGCCCCGCGCCCUCGCUGCUCUCCAGGCCGCCCUGGCCAGCUCCGGACCUCCUCGGGGAUGUCCCGGCCAGCCCAUCCCACAGAGCCACUCACAGCUCCUGGAGCGCCCGUGCCCCCCGCGCCUCGCUGGGACCCCCCACGGCGCUCCUCCAGUCCAACGCGACACCCGCCUCCGGCUCCCGGGCCCCGCUGCGGAAACCGCCUCCUGCCUCCGGCUGCCCCUGCUGCCCAGGGUGCCCCCAGCGCUGCCCUGAGCCCGCCGGUGCCAUCACGUCCCAGGUGCUGCCGGGGCCCCCCAGGCUGCAGCCAGUCCCUGCCGAGGGAGGUGCCAGCGUCCUGCCACCCAGCCAGGAGGAUGCGGCUCUGCCCUGCUCCCGUCAGCUCCCCGGGCACCCCCAGCCACGCCAGGCGAAGCGCAGGAGCCAGCGCAGGACCAGGAGCUCAUCCCAGCAGCACCUGCUCCCAAGGGAAAGCCGGGACCAGAGGGGUCCGGAGCGCAGGACCAGUCCCGAGGGAAAGGUCAUCCCUUCGGCCCCUCCGUGGCCAGGGCUGCCAGAGCCAAGAGGCCACCAACCCUGCCUGCUCCUGGCGGGCAGCCGCCGGAGCUCUCCCCGUCCUGCAGUGGGAAGAGGCCCCGGACUGGCUGGCGGAGCAGAUCUGACCAGCCCCAGCCCAACUGGAGCGUCAGCCUCAGCUGCGGUGUGAACUGGGCCCAGCAGCUGGGCACAGCCCAUGCACGGUUGUAUCUGGGGGGACAACCAGGGUCCGUGGGGGCACUGGGACCUCUGACUGCAAGGACUGCAGAAACCACAGCUGCCUGGUGACACACAGACAGACAGACAGACGCGGCUCCCUGGCCUGCACUGCACUCACAGUUUAUUGGGGUCUAGCUAGGGGCUAUGCAGCAGGGCGGCUCCGGCCGGGCCCGUCUCAGGUGCUCUCCUCCCCCAGCUGUGGGCAGUCCAGCCAGUACUGGGCAAUGGAGCGCGGGUAGCGGGGCUGCACCAGGUCCACACGCUUGGUGCGCAGGUUGACGCGGUAGUACUUAUCUGGGGGAGAGGGCGGGCGGCCGUCAGCACUGCCCCGAGGCAGAGCCGCAAGGGAGCUGCCGGCCCAGGUUGCCCUCCCGCAGGAUCCCAGAGCUGGGCAGCUCCCCCUGCCCGGGCAGCUCCAGGGCGGCGAGGGCUCCCCGUCCCACAGCUCUCCCCUGCUGCCCAGAUCCCACAGCCCCAGACUCACCUCCUACAAAGAAGUAGACACUCUGCAGGGUGUCGCACUGGGAGCCCGAGAGCCAGUCGGUUUCGAUGCCCGCAGACUCGGAGUCAUUCUGCAGCCAGCCCCAGAAAUCCACGUUCAGCUUCCGAUGGCUCUUGUACCUCUUACGCUGGCGGCGAGACUUCCUCCUCCGGGGCUGCUGGGACGCCACGUAGAUCCUGCCGGCCAUGGCAGCGUCCAGCCGGCUGGGCACCCCCCGCCAGUCUCUGCUGAUGAACCGCGGGCCACUCGCCCCGACUGGCAAAGAGGCAGAGGCCGAGCGUGAGGAGCAGUAAUGCACAGGGUCCAGCAUCCACCUGAGCUGGGCUGAGACCAGCCCCACGGACAGCCCUCCGCUGCUCUGGAGACCCACAGCACAGAGCUGCUCCACAGGGUCCCCAGCCCGAAGGAGAGGCGUGAUGGGGCCAGGGGCUGGGCAGAGCCAGGAGCCCUGAUCUCGCCACCCGCCUUGGCUGGGAACAGCCCUGCCAGUGCUGAGCUCCCAUCUCCUCCUCUCCGCCUUUCAUUUCUCUUGCCCAGCCUUGGGGUUUUCCUAUGGCAACUCUGGCUCCAGUGGGAAUAAACAGUCCCCAGCA